UUUUUCUAAUAGAAUGGCGGUGUUUGUGGAGUCCAGUUUUGUGUGGCGUUCGCUUUGAGAUAGUGGCCCGUGGAGGGUCGGAAAAAAAGAGGAUGAAUUAUAUGCCCGGGACCGCCAGCCUCAUAGAGGAUAUAGACAAAAAACACUUGGUUUUACUGAGAGAUGGAAGGACCCUUAUAGGGUAUCUAAGGAGCAUUGAUCAAUUUGCAAAUCUUGUGUUGCAUCAGACUGUGGAGAGAAUCCAUGUUGGGAAGAAGUACGGUGACAUACCACGAGGAAUAUUUGUUGUGCGUGGAGAGAACGUGGUUCUGCUCGGUGAAAUUGACCUGGAGAAAGAAAAUGAUACCCCUCUCCAUCAGGUCUCCAUAGAGGAAAUCCUAGAGGAUCAGCGCGUAGAGCAGCAGAGCAAAAAUGAAGCUGAAAAGCUGAAGGUACAGGCCCUAAAAGAGCGGGGCCUGUCCAUCCCCAGAGCAGACACACUGGACGAAUACUGACACUUUACCAUGGACAGUCUGAUGCUAAAUGAUUGUUUAUGUUCUGAAAGUGAAAAAAAAAGUUUCUUGGUUUUUUUUUUUUGUUCAUCAGUUUGUUUAUUUGGACUAUUGCAGUGCACUGUAAAAUAUCCAUUUACUUUGGUUAAACCGUUGCUUAGAAAUGGCUAAGCUAUACACUCAAUAGCACUUAUGUUGAAGAACUGCUCUGCAAUUUUGUUAUGGGGAAAAUCCCAUUAAAAGUUUCUUUUGUCAACGCUUUAUUUUUUAA
This is a messenger RNA of Xenopus laevis (African clawed frog), 762 nucleotides long. RefSeq names its product LSM1 homolog, mRNA degradation associated S homeolog (gene lsm1.S). Gene Ontology annotation, biological process: nuclear-transcribed mRNA catabolic process; RNA metabolic process; mRNA processing. The record is from RefSeq and is marked predicted. Gene Ontology annotation, cellular component: P-body; cytoplasm; Lsm1-7-Pat1 complex. NCBI's taxonomy places the organism in Eukaryota, Metazoa, Chordata, Amphibia, Anura, Pipidae. Gene Ontology annotation, molecular function: mRNA binding; RNA binding.